AUGUCGCACCAAACGCCCGAGAGGAGGGAGCUGGACGCCACGUCGCCUGACGCUGCUGUGCGUCCGAUCCAGACGAAGCUUGUGCUGCUGGGCGAGGCUGCUGUCGGAAAGACGUCCGUCGUGCACCGGUUUGUGCAGGAUGACUUCCAGGAGAACCGCGAGCCGACGAUCGGCGCGGCGUUCCUCACGCAGCGCUGCCGCCUCGAGGACCGCCUGGUGAAAUUCGAGAUCUGGGAUACGGCGGGUCAGGAGCGCUUCCACAGCCUUGCGCCUAUGUACUACCGCAAUGCGCAGGCGAGUGCGGUGGUCUACGAUGUGACCAAAGCGUCCUCCUUUGAGAAGGCCAAGCUCUGGGUCAAGGAGCUGCAGCGCCAGGCGAGCCCGCAGAUCGUCAUUGCGCUCGUCGGCAACAAGAUCGACCUGAUUACAGAGGAUGGGGACGAGUCUUCCGAGGCGCCGGUCGAGCGGGAGGUCGAGCGGGCGGAUGCGCAGCAGUACGCCCAAGAGAAUGGCCUCCUCUUUUUCGAGACGAGUGCCAAGACUGGCGAGCAUGUCCUGGAAGUCUUUACCGAGAUUGCGAAACACAUCCCCCUCGAUCAGGUCAAGCCUAGUGCCGCGGCCCCCGGCGGGGCACGCAGCGAGGUGGUCAAUGUCCAACCGGCACAGAGCACGGGCGCACCGAGUUUGGGCGGCUGCUGUUAA
Molecule: messenger RNA, 702 nt
Organism: Malassezia japonica
Lineage: Eukaryota; Fungi; Basidiomycota; Malasseziomycetes; Malasseziales; Malasseziaceae
Gene: VPS21
Product: Vacuolar protein sorting-associated protein 21
Exons: 2
Coding region: 1-702 (233 amino acids)
Biological process (GO): intracellular protein transport; protein targeting to vacuole
Cellular component (GO): endomembrane system; late endosome
Molecular function (GO): GTP binding; GTPase activity
Source: RefSeq, a predicted model, not a curated record